Daldinia loculata is the source of this 993-nucleotide messenger RNA. RefSeq names its product malate dehydrogenase. The coding region runs from base 1 to 993 and encodes 330 amino acids. The record is from RefSeq and is a predicted model, not a curated record. NCBI's taxonomy places the organism in Eukaryota, Fungi, Ascomycota, Sordariomycetes, Xylariales, Hypoxylaceae. Gene Ontology annotation, biological process: malate metabolic process; tricarboxylic acid cycle. Gene Ontology annotation, cellular component: cytoplasm. Gene Ontology annotation, molecular function: L-malate dehydrogenase (NAD+) activity. The transcript is spliced from 7 exons.
AUGGUUAAAGCUGUUGUUGCCGGCGCCUCUGGCGGUAUUGGCCAGCCCCUGUCCCUCCUUCUCAAGCUCUCCCCCCUCGUUGACGAGCUUGCCCUCUACGAUGUCGUGAACACCCCGGGCGUCGCUACCGACCUCUCCCACAUUUCCUCGACUGCUAAAGUCACCGGCUACCUGCCCAAGGACGACGGCGGAAAGCUUGCAUUCAAGGAUGCGGACAUAAUUGUCAUCCCCGCCGGCAUUCCCCGCAAGCCCGGCAUGACCCGUGACGACCUCUUCAACAUCAACGCUGGAAUCGUCAAGGGCCUGAUCGAGAUUGCUGCCGAGGUCGCCCCCAAGGCCUACAUCCUCGUCAUCUCUAACCCCGUCAACUCCACCGUCCCCAUCGCCGCUGAAGUUCUAAAGGCGAAGGGUGUCUUCAACCCUCAGAGACUGUUCGGUGUCACCACCCUUGACAUCGUCCGUGCCGAGACCUUCGUUGCCGAGAUUGCUGGCAAGAAGACCGGCUCUGAACUAACCGUCCCCGUUAUCGGCGGACAUUCUGGCGAGACCAUCGUCCCUCUCUUCAGCAAGGUCAGCCCUAGCGUGUCAAUCCCCGAUGACAAGUACGAUGCUCUCGUCAACCGUGUCCAAUUCGGCGGUGACGAGGUCGUCAAGGCCAAGGAUGGUGCUGGUUCCGCCACCUUGUCCAUGGCUUUCGCUGGAUACCGCUUCGCCGAGAAGGUAUUGAAGGCUAUCAAGGGCGAGAAGGGCCUUGUCGAGCCCAGCUUUGUCUACCUCAAGGGUAUUCCUGGCGGUGAAGAGAUUGCAAAGGCCACUGGCCUAGAGUUCUUCUCUGCGCCUGUUGAACUUGGACCCAAUGGUGCCGAGAAGAUCACCAACCCCCUUGCUGGCAUUACCGAGAAGGAGAAGUCUCUGGUAGACGUUGCCAUCCAAGGCCUGAAGGCCAACAUCGAGAAGGGCAUCAGCUUUGCUCACAACCCCCCUCAAAAGUAA